AUGGCGAGGAACGUGAUAUCGCCUCAAGCAGAGGGGCAGGAGCCUCCCGCAGGUGUCCCAAAAAGGCCACGUCUCCACUACAACAGCAUGGAUGAGAUAGAACUAGCAGCCGAACAGGUCCUGGAACGCAUUGAACGGAACACGCAGCUAAAUGUCGACAGCCAUGUGCUUGGCUUUUACCGCAGUGUCGAAGAAAUCGCCCGUCAAGGGGUGCAAUUGUACUGUACGAACUCAAAAAGAGACUUCCCGUACCCCCCACCGCCUUCGGCUUAG
Aspergillus tanneri is the source of this 273-nucleotide messenger RNA. RefSeq lists its product as uncharacterized. The record is from RefSeq and is a predicted model, not a curated record. The coding region runs from base 1 to 273 and encodes 90 amino acids. NCBI's taxonomy places the organism in Eukaryota, Fungi, Ascomycota, Eurotiomycetes, Eurotiales, Aspergillaceae. The transcript has 2 exons.